Molecule: messenger RNA, 891 nt
Organism: Maudiozyma saulgeensis
Lineage: Eukaryota; Fungi; Ascomycota; Saccharomycetes; Saccharomycetales; Saccharomycetaceae
Source: the annotation of a GenBank genome assembly
AUGAAUAUUGUAGAUCAAUUGUAUGCUAGACGUCCUGUAGAAACGUUAAGUUUUGAUUCUGAAACUGCGUUUGAGACUCUAAGAGAUCAAUUACUAGAGAUCAAACAAAUCAACGCAUAUUAUGUUAAAAAAGUUUUAAAACGAAUCAUUGAUUUGGGCCUAUAUAUAGACGAUACGGAUUGGAUUUAUGAUGAAUAUGUGACGUUAUUGAAUGUAACAGACAAAGAUCAAUAUUCUCAAAUUGAUUCUAUACGAUAUUUUUUUAAGAAUAAAUAUGAGAUUGAUGGUGAUAGAAUUUAUGUUGAUAUUUAUGAGAAACCGAAUUUAAUUAGUGCCAGUGGUACAACAGGUUUUAGAACAUGGGAAGCUUCACUAUUUUUAUGUGAAUAUAUUUUACAAAAUGAAAUUUUAUUUAAAGACCAAAAUAUAUUAGAAUUAGGUUGUGGAACAGGUAUCUGUAGUAUAUUAUUAGAAAAGAUGCAAUACCCUCAAAAGAUAUAUGUGACAGAUGGUGAUAGUGAAUUAAUUAGUAAUCAAUUAGUUCGUAAUUUUGAAUUAAAUAAAAUUUCAAGAGAUAAUAAUUCAAAUAUUGUAUUACAACGUUUAUGGUGGAAUGAGGAUAAAAUCCCAAAUGAUAUUGAUAUUGUUAUUGGCGCAGAUAUAACAUUCGAUGCAAGUUUGUUUGAUUCUUUAUGUCAAUGUCUUUUAGAAUGUUUAACCUAUUGUAAAAUAUGUUUAAUAUCAGCUACUAUUAGAAAUCAGGAUACAACAGAUAGCUUCAUUUUAACCACAAAGAAACUUGGCAUGAAGAUUGAAGAAAUUUCAAGAACUGAAACACUAGAAAAUACAACAUUACUAGCUCCAGUAGUCAUAUACAAGAUAAGUAAAUAA